AUGACUCCCACGGCGAUAUCGCGGAUCGCUGGAUUCCUCGGCAUCACAUCACUCAACGCGACUGGACGAGAUGCAUACAUCAUCAUCACACUGCGAUCAUUGAGAAUGUUCACGGCUGGCAUUCCGUCGCUGAUUCUCGCCCUCUUCUUCUCCUCGCUCAAAUUUCCGGAUUCGAGGAUCGGGGUCUUCAUGACAUUGACAUUGCUCGGAGAUGUCCUACUGUCAUUGCUGCUCACUCUCGUGGCGGACAAAAUAGGCAGGAGAAGGAUUCUGUUCAUGGGCAGUGUGAUGAUGGCUUGUUCAGGCGUCGCAUUUGCGCUGUCGGAGAACUUCUUCAUUCUUUUGGUUGCGGCGGUGUUCGGCAUCAUUUCUGUCACCGGUGCUGACUGUGGUCCUUUUAGGGCUGUCGAGGAGAGCAUGUUGAGUGGCCUAACAGACGAGACAACAAGAAGCGAUGUACUCUCGUGGUAUGUCACAGCGACAACAUUGGCAGGGGCCAUUGGCGCAGAAGUCGCAGGGAGAACGGUAAAUGCUCUCGAGAAGAGCAGCGGUAAUGUGACCAAGGCAUACCAUGCCCUGUUCUGGGGCUAUGCAGCCUUCGGAGUGCUUGGGAGCAUCCUUUGUCUGGGUUUGAGUAGCAGAUGCGAGGCUGCAGGUGAGAAACGGGCGGAGAUGCAAGAGCGAGGACGUGGUGGGGGCCAUGGCGAAGAGGAAGAAGUGCUACUGGAGGCGAUGACGCCCAGCACCACAGACGGCUUCGAUCAAGACCGCGAGAACGUAGGAAGACCAGCGGGUGUCAGGAACCCGCCAUCGCAAAAGAAAGCAAGCUACUUUAGUCAGAUCUCGCAGAGUACACGAUCCGUCAUGUACAAGCUCUGGAUCCUCUUAGCUGUUGACAGUCUAGCAGACGGCAUGACACCUUACUCCCUGAUGAACUACUACGUCGACCAAAAGUUCCACGUCUCAAAGUCUACGCUUGGGGAUAUUACCUCGGCUUCGCAGUUUCUCUGCGCAGUUGGAGCUAUCUUCGCCGGACCAUUGGCCAAACGCAUAGGUCUCAUCAACACCAUGGUCUUCACCCACCUCCCAUCGUCGAUCGCCAGCGGCUUCAUCCCAUUACCUUCAAAAGUCGGUUGGACAGUGGGCCUGCUGCUAUUCCGAGCUUCCCUCAAUAGCAUGGAUCAAGCACCGCGUACAGCUUUUAUUGCAGCAGUCGUGAAGCCUGAAGAGCGUACGGGUGUCAUGGGCAUCACUAGUAUGCUGCGCACGUUAGCCAUGAGCGUCGGGCCAUCAAUCACAGGCUUCCUCUCCGGUAGCGAUAACUUCUGGGUGGCUUUCGUGGCUACGAGUAUUUGUAGGAUCACCUACGAUAUUGGAUUAUGGAUGUUGUUCGUAAACGUCAAGGUAGAGAAGGACGUUGGAAGAGAAGACGAUAGGGAUAGCGUCGAUGAUGAUGCUUGGAAUGGAUUGCUCAGCGACACAGAAAGUGACAUCAGUAGCGAGGGGGGAAAGAGCAAGGAUAUUGAUCGCGAAAGUAGGGUAUAA
This is a messenger RNA of Alternaria novae-zelandiae, 1545 nucleotides long. RefSeq lists its product as uncharacterized. Bases 1 to 1545 code for a protein of 514 amino acids. The transcript has a single exon. Gene Ontology annotation, cellular component: fungal-type vacuole membrane. The record is from RefSeq and is a predicted model, not a curated record. Lineage: Eukaryota; Fungi; Ascomycota; Dothideomycetes; Pleosporales; Pleosporaceae. Gene Ontology annotation, molecular function: transmembrane transporter activity. Gene Ontology annotation, biological process: transmembrane transport.